UAAACGGAAUUUAAUUUUCUUCCGUUUACUUUUACUUUUAGUUUUUUAUGAGACGCCAUUUUUCUUUUGUUCAGGAAAAGAGAUAAUGGCAUUACCAAACUUCCGCAGUAUACAACAGACGCCGCCUCCCCCAGCUUCUCGGUCCAGGGGUUAUGACAGAAAUGCACCAAGUCCAUUUGUACCCUCCUCCCAUGGCCACCCUGCAUUUAACCCUGUCAAAGUCAGUUCUCGCGGUGGAGUAAGUAAUCACUUUCAGGGAGAUUCAAGGGGACCAAAACAACCUAAGCCCCCAGAUAAGCCCCUGAUGCCCUACAUGCGUUAUAGCCGAAGGGUUUGGGACUCUGUGAAGGCUGCUCACCAGGAUCUGAAGUUAUGGGAGAUUGGUAAAAUCAUCGGUCAGAUGUGGAGAGAGCUGUCUGAUCAGGAUAAACAGGAGUAUAUGGACGAGUAUGAGAUGGAGAAGAGUCACUAUAAUGAUGAGAUGAAGAAGUACCACAACUCCUCAGCCUAUCAGUCAUGGGUAGCCGCCAAGGGCAAAGCUGCGGCAGAAGCUGCCAUGGAGGAAGAUGAGAAAGAGAAGCAGGCACAACGGACGCCUCGCAGCACAAGCGCCUCCAAGAGUUCUAAAAUGGACACGGUUGGCAGAAUCAGCAUACAGCAAGCGGAUGAUGAUGAUGAAGGGGAUGAUAGUUUCUCUGUGAAGCACAUGGCCCACACCCGAUACCUACGCAAUCACCGCCUGGUUAAUGACAUCUUCAGUGACACAGUGGUGCCUGACAUUAGAACAGUGGUAACUACAUCCAGAAUGGGGGUACUUAAGAGGCAGGUCCAGUCCCUCACUAUGCACCAGAAAAAGUUGGAGGCGGAGAACAAGCCACAGGUAACAGAGGAGCAGACAAUAAAGCUAGAAAAGCAUGAAGCCAAGAAAAGGAAAUUCCAGGAGGCCAGCGAUUCAUUCCACGAAGAACUCAAAAAUCUCUGUGAAAACAAGCCACAAGUGACAGAGGAGCAGUUCAAUGCUAUGGUUGUGAAAGCAAAAGAAGAUCUGAAAGUAAGACAUCAGCAGUACCUACAGCAACAGGAGUGUGGAAGAGAGGUGUGGAAGAAACAUAAAGAACAGGCUGAGCUGGCUGAGUGUGGAAAGAUAAAGAUAAAGCUGAGUGUGGAAAAUCAGGAGAAGAUUGAGGCAGAGGAGAGGGAACGACGGGCCCAGGAGGCCAAGGAACAGGGGCUGAGUGUGGACCAUAAUCAGAAUUCACAGGAGGCACCAGCAGUGCUACAGAAUAUGUUGGAUGACAGCACUUUGUCUGACAGACUCGGAAAUCCUGAGGAGGAUUUAGAGCCGGACAAUCCAGACAAUAUGGAUGCAGAAUCCAUGGACUCUGAGAAAACUGAGGACAUGUCACAGGACGGUAUGAUAGGUAUGGAGGGUUAUGAGAAGGAGGGGGACGACCCUCUGUACUCCCCCUCCCCUGACUCUCCCACCACCUCCCCCGACAUGAUGACUCACGACAAGUCCCUGGACCAGCUUGACAGCCCCGAGUCCCAGGAGUCCGAGGCCACCCCCAAAAAGAAAAAAAGUAAAAAGAAGACGAAGAAAGAGGAGAAAGACAAGAAAGAGAGAGGGGAGGAAUCAGCCAGUGAAGAGGGUCCACGUAAAUAUCCCUGUGAUAUUUGUGGGAAAGCUUUUAAACACAAACACCAUAUGACAGAACAUAAACGCCUGCAUACCGGCGAAAAACCCUACUCUUGUACUCGCUGUGGAAAACGCUUCUCCCACUCGGGGUCCUACAGUCAACAUAUGAAUCAUCGGCUCUGUAAACCCAGCGCAAGUACAAACGAAGGCAAGGGUGGAAAAGAUCUGGAUAACCCACCCUCUGUUGAAGAGGAAGAUUCCAUGGACUCGUCAAUCGAUGAGAGACCAGAGGAGGGGGCAGUGAGUGGCAAGUGAGUCUGAGAAAGGAGAUGAGGACAGGGACAGAGACCAGCAAAUAGACAGAGAUACAGAGACAGUGACUGGCAAAUCAGAUUACAAGGGAGAGACGAUGGAUCUGGUUGUCAUGUGCUGCCAGAACAGUGUACAUAUAUUACACAAUUCAUGUAGUGCCCAAUGUUGUUCAGUUUUCUUGACAAGGUGCUGUAUUUGAAGAAUUAGGACUUUAUUAAUGCAUAUAUCCCUAUAGUUAUCUAGGUCACUUAUUCCUAUUUGUUCAUGUCCAUUGUCAUACAAUGUACAAUGUGCAUUUCUUAAAUUUUUGUAAGUAAUUCUAUCUCUGAAAUGGUUAAACAUUUCAACCAGUGUUGACCAAAUAACAAUAGAUGAAGGGAACUAGACAUGUUAACGAUAUGUUUAUAGCAAUGAGUUAUCUUAUUAGUAAAAUUCUUGUGAAUUGUUCAGGCUUUAGCUUGGUGCUAUGUUGGCCACAUAGAGAGACUAAAUAUAAUAUGAAUAUCUUUACUGAUAAGCCUCUAGUAUAUAUAUUGUAGUAGAAAGAAUACUGUGCAUUGAUGUAAUGAACACACUCGCCACACUAGAAGAUCCUUUUGGUCCAGGAUGAAGCCAUUUAGUAUUUGAACUUAUGCUCAGGUUGGGGAUAAAUUGGUUUGGUACUGUGUAUAUAUUAGACUGUUAAACACAUGAGCUUUUAAAAACUGGGUAUCCAUCAAAGACCAAGAAUCUCUUAUGUAAAGUAUGUCAGUGUGAAAGUUUGGAAAUAAAUGUUGAAAAAUCUUAAUAAUAUUUUAGCGUUGUUCUGUAUGUAAAAUUGAAGUUGUGCAUAAUUUUUAUGUUCAGAAAGCUUAUAUAAUUCACAUGAUGUCAUACAUUAAAGAUAUGUAAAGCA
This is a messenger RNA of Saccostrea cuccullata (small rock oyster), 2843 nucleotides long. Its product is annotated as SWI/SNF-related matrix-associated actin-dependent regulator of chromatin subfamily E member 1-like. NCBI's taxonomy places the organism in Eukaryota, Metazoa, Mollusca, Bivalvia, Ostreida, Ostreidae. Gene Ontology annotation, biological process: negative regulation of DNA-templated transcription. The record is from RefSeq and is a predicted model, not a curated record. Gene Ontology annotation, molecular function: nuclear receptor binding; nucleosomal DNA binding. Gene Ontology annotation, cellular component: SWI/SNF complex.